GCUGACAAUACAAAGAUUCAAUGAUUUUAUGCACCGUCGGACCUAAAAAAUAUAAUAAUGGUAGCGGUCUUUUGGUGUCUCACUCGCUUGUUCGUUCUCACUGCUGUUAUGGUAGUUUCAUUGGUAAUGUCCGAAUCGGACUUCUGCGCAAGUGUUUUUGAAACUCAAAUUGGUAAGUUAACGCCUAUAAUUAACUAAAAAUCUCAAACCAUCUUUAUCAUUCACAUACUGAGUUCAUUUCCUCACGUUAUAAUUGUUGUGUUUUUGGAAAAUAAAAUGUUCUACACGUGUCGCUUUUAAUGGUUUUAAUGUUAAGACACAAACUAGUAAAUCUGACAUGAAUCAGACAGGCUAAAACACCUCUGUCCUUUGGGGUAAUAAUAGAAAAAGAAGUCAAUCUCAGGGAGUGUUUGUCCGAUACCAGACAUCGGCUGAGAUUAGUAAGCUGAAAUAACGAGACACAUCCUCAACACUCACUGAAGAAUUCAAAACGAAAGUUGACCGUAUUACCGGGAGGUGGCCGUAAGGCGGGGUUCCAAUGUACUUAGUUAUAAUUUUAGCCAGGCAUUGACCAAAAAUCGUCAAAUUGAUUACGGUAAACGUAUUAGUUCCUUAAGACUUUUUUUCAUUUUUCUCAUCGAUUUGUUGACCAUUUUCAGACCCUGUUUUAGUUGGUAAUGUUAUUAACACGUCCGUUGUUGCUGAGGCUGUUGAAUGUCACCAAAAAUGCCUCAGAAAAAACAACUGCAAGUCGUUUAAGAGCGGCUCCGCGUAAAUAUCAACUAGACGUGGAAAUAGUCAAAAAAUGACCUGGCCUCAAACUCAGCCAGAAUAAAGCCCUAUGGGCCCUAGUUACAAAAUCGUUGGUUUAAGUACGAUCGAGUGAAUAAUAUUUUUCUAACGAAUUUUUUUCUUCCCGAGGCCUAAAAUGGGCAAAAAUCAUGCGAAAUUGCAGUCAUAUUCAGUAACUCAUACAUUUUAAAAUAAAGUUGGCUACUGAAAGCGGAUUGGUACAUGGCUUUGAACACCCAGGCUUGUUUAGUCUGAAAGAGGAUUCUUUUUUCUUUAAAUUAGUGAAAUAAAAUUUUUGGGUAAAUGAAAUCACGAGCGCUGCCAAAGCGAGGCAAAAGUAAUUGUUACACUAAAAACAGGCGAAAAACGUGACCUCUGAACGAAGCACAAACCAAAUGCGAAUUACGGUAGGCGCCAAACCUUUAAUUAUUCGGUAAGUUCUCGAAACAAUAUUGGUCUGAAAUGUGUAUAGGUUUUUUAAAAUAAAGCUGAGUCAAAGUAUUAUGUGUCAAAAAGUCCACAAAGCGGUUAAAAUACAACAAAAGUCACAAGUAAUCUGUUCCGUUUUCUGAAUUUUAUGCAGCGAUUUAUGCGAUUGAAAGAAUUAACAAUUUUUAAUCCAACGAUACCCACUUGAGACUGUGUUAGUUUAAGAGUCCAUAGAACUUCUCAGAAGAUUUCUCCAGAAGGAAAUGAAUGAAGAGUUUGAACUUAUGACUGUAACAAUUUCACUUGCCGCCACGGCAAAACGAAAACAAUUGUGGAACUGCCAUAGGCAAACCAGCUUUCAGUGCAGUCAUGCAAAGCAUGUCACGUCACGUAAUUCUGUCCCGCGCAUUUGGGAAGGAGGGAACAAAUUCUUCCAUGCUGUGCGCUGAAACAUUUGUGAAAUAAAAUUAGCUUUGGACUGUUUCAUUUUUGCUCUCGCUUGAUGUCAAAGGUGCCUUUUCCGCCGAUAUAAUCUUGGACUUGAUUAGCAGGCGUUUUUAGGGGAUUCGUAACGUAAACAACAUAAUUAUGCUUUACAAACUUCACAAAACGACGAUACACGUCCUCCUCUGCAAAGUACGACGCAAAACAUAUGUUUUUUUAUCUCGAUUUCCGCUGUUAUUUUGAAGAUAAUGGUCAAAAUCACAUCCAUUUUCGGCUCAUACAGGUUCUUAAGAAUAGCAUGGCAUGACAUUUUCUCACUUUUACAUCACCUUCUAGCAAGCUGGAAUUUGUAUAUCCCCCGUGUUGCGGGGUGGAAGAGCAAAUGCUCAUCUUCUCGUCUAUAAUUCUAUAAUUGCAGACAUUUCGGGGCCCUUCUUGGCUUCUUUGCUUUCUAAGUCUGGAAUUUUGUUACAUUUGUUAUUCUUGCGAUAUUUGUCACGGUGUUUUUAGCUCGCAAGAAAAAUCCUUGUUACUUUUGCGAUUUUUGCAACAAUUGCGGACACUUCGGGGCCCUUCUUGGUUUCUUCUUUUUCUAAGACUAGAAUUUUGUAAAAUUUGUUAUUUUUGCGACCUUUGCGAUAUUUGUCAUGGGUGUUUUUAGCUCGCAAGAAAAAUCCUUGUUAUAUUUGCGAUGUUUGCGAUAUUUGCGGACAUUUCGGGGCCCUUCUAGGUUUGUUCUUUUUCUAAGUCUAGAAUUUUGUUACAUUUGUUAUUUUUGCGAUUUUUGCGAUACUUGUCAUAGGUGUUUUAAGCUAGGAAGAAAAAUUCUUGUUAUAUUUGCGAUGUUUGCGAUAUUUGCGGACAUUUCGGGGCCCUUCUUGGUUUGUUCUUUUUCUAAAUCUAGAAUGUUGUUACAUUUGUUAUUUUUGCGAUUUUUGCGAUAUUUUUCUUGGGUGUUUUUAGCUAGCAAGAAAAAUCCUUGUUAUAUUUGCGAUGUUUGCGAUAUUUGCGGACAUUUCGGGGCCCUUCUUGGCUUCUUUUUUUUCUAAGUCUUUAUUCUUGGUAGAUUUGUUAUUUUGCGAUUUUUGCGAUAUUUGUCAUGGGUGUUUUUUGCUAGCAAGAAAAAUCCUUGUUAUAUUUGCGAUUUUUGCGAUAUUUGCGGACAUUUCAGGGUCCUUCUUGGCUUCUUUUUUUUCUAAGUCUUGAUUCUUGUUAGAUUUGUUAUUCUUGCGAUUUUUGCCAUAUUUGUUAGUGAUUUUCUGACAUAAUUUUUUCCCAAUUAUUUCUUUUGCGACAAUUGCAAAAAACAUUUGCUAGCAAAUUUUUGCUAACAAGAUCGAUCCUGGACAUAUCUCAAUAUCAUGGGUGACCAAUUACUUUAGCAAUGGAGGAUUUUUGACUUGUUUAUCCUGAAUCGAUCGAUCGUGAACUCCACUCUCUCAAACGUUUAGAACUGAAAUUUGGCUUAAGUUUUCAGAAUUUUUCGAUAACAAACCUCUAAGAAUCCUUCUUGAUGUGCUCUUUCGUGUGUUCGGGUUUUCUAAAGCGUCUUUUUAUGCCCUGACAUCUUCAUUCAUGACAUUUGAAAACUUCGUCGCCAUCUUGAAUCGGAGACGUACGGCAGGUUGCCACGGCAAUUUAGUAAUUUCACAUGUGAAAUUACAAAUUAACGCUGAAAUUUCGCGCCAAAAUUAAGGAGUAAUUCGUCACCUUUGAUAUUAAACGGAUAACAGCCUAAUCCUUAGCACAAAUUACAGAUGUUUGACCAAACUGCCGAUUUUUUUUUUAACAGCCUGUUAUUACUGACUCAUUUAAGGUCACAACAUCACAAUUCUAUUGUUCUAAAUCUAGCUUUAACCAACACACAGCGUCGUCUCUCAACAAGUUACAACAGCUCCUGGUUACUAAUAAAAAAAAAAUUUCAUCUCUCUUUUUUCGUCAUAUAAAUUUGUCUUUUUGGCUGGAUUCAUUAUUCAGUGGAAAUUGAUACUCAGAGUGCUCUGCCAUGACGAUUCAAGCUCCUAAAAAUUAUUCAAGGAACUAAAUUUGGAACUCUUAAAAAGCCCAUGUUCAGUUUAUUUCAUGUGAUUAUUUUUUCAUUUAAUGGGAAAAUAAAACGAACUAUUAAGGGUACGACUUCCAGUGAGGAAUAUUUGAAAUAAUCGCGGCGUUAAUACGGUAUCGUACUCGUAUUGAAAUCUAAACUUUCCCAUUGUCCUUUUUUCAGCAAGAUGUAAGUGCUUGCUGACGUUUCCUAUUCAAUCUAUUCAUAAUUUGCAAGUUCAAUAAAAGAAUUAAUAGAAGAAGAGACAUCACUCUCUCUUUCGCAGAGAUUUCACGCACGCCAUCUUUCCCCUCUCCCAAGCCCUCCUGUCUGAUCAGUUUUUGCUGGAUCACAUUGCAGACAUGUAAUUUAGUCCUACAGAAUAUUGCUGAUAUGUAUGGAGGCAAAGAGGCAAUGCACUUGCUACCAUUGCACUUCAACUUGACAGAGAGGGGAUAAAACGGGAUGAGAAGAUGGCGAGAGGGGCAGGGGGGUUUCGCGAUUAUCCUAGUGAGGCGAUGAUUUUAAAUAUUCCCGUCAAAGGGUGGCGAUUAUUCGAGACGGGCGAUUAAUCGUGAGACGUCCAUUAUUCGAGGAAAUACGGUAUUUUCUCAAUACUAACUAGUGCGCGCCCACGUGAACCAAUAGCCUCCCAUGUAACGAAGCCCUAGGAACGUCUGCCCGGGAGCUCGAGGCUAGUGAACUACGAGGCGUCAUUUUGGCGAUUAAUCGUGAUAGCCGUCUUCAUGCAUUACACUACGAGUUUAAGCGAGAAUGAUGUGACGGUAAAAACAAGUUAUCGAAAGUUAGAACCUUAACUUUUUUGCAAUCGGAAGAGAGCUUAACCUUCUUCAAUAAAUAUAACCGUGCUGACCUUUCUGGUAAAAAAAAUGAAGUUUCCGGGAUACCUAUUUUUUUUAAUACCCGAAAAAAGCUAAAUCUUGUCUUUAUAGUGUUACGUGACGGAAUAACCAAGAGAUGUCCGCGAACAAGGUAUAAGUGAAAAGAACUUCCGAGUACGAUAUAAGGCACGCAACAAAAGUGUGACAACGAGCAGUUACCCCUUUUUAACUAUUGUUUAUUUAGUGAUACACUGUUAUAGUUACUUAGGUUAAAGAUUAAGUUAAGCAGUUCGUAACACAGGCAGGCUUACUGUCUUUCAUGGCCAUACAGGAGCAACUCCCAAUUCCACUGACUUGAGACAUCAAUGCUUGAGUUUCUUGAUUCACUGGAUCCUUUCCACUCAUUGGCUUUUCUGUAUUCACAAACUCGUACGGGGAACUUCAUCAUGAACUCUUUUAUCUUCUUCUCUUUUCUGCUAUCGUCUCUUUCUUCUCUCCAGAUAUAGCAAUGUCAAAGGUUAUAGCUCCUCCAUAGUUAUCACAGUUGAUUAUAGCUUUCUCACAGUAUAGCAUCCAUGUGAUAAGUUUAAUCACAGCUAGCCACGAGGGAAAACCCUCGGGCACUCACACACAGAGACAUCUGUUACUUGGAAGCCUGCUUUUAUACCUUUUCUUUAAGCAUCUAGAACGUUCCGUUGCUAUUUAUAGUGUAUUACAACAUCUACUAUUUGUGGAAACUGCUGAGUCGCAUUACAGAUAUUUCUGGAACAUUACAGAUUGUAAGAUAAUUCUAGAAAAGUCUGGAAUUGCAUGACGGAUAAACUAAAAAUAAUUCUGAUCCUCAUAACAAUAGCAGUCGUCGUCCUCGAGUCUCUACUAUCCUGUGGUUCUGCGAUUCUCCGUGAUGACGUAAAUCGUUUGUACUGUUUUUACUGACGUGCGCACUUGUGGGGAAGGAUACUGCUUGUGUGCUUUUAAACAAAGAACACCGACACCGUAUCACUGCAAACGCUGAAAACAACGUUGCACGCAAUAUACUUGUUAUUUACGCAUAAUUGGGAAAGUCCUUCAUAUAAAGCCAGCUAGAAGCCAACUCGAAAAGAUCAUCUUGGAAAUCCAGACAUCUAAAACAAUUACCAAAGCAAACUUUGAAAAGAGAACACACUUGUAGCUUAAAUAAAACACGUCUCUAAUAGCGUCAUUCUAUUGGAAUUAUUUUUGAAAACUCGUAACGUGGGCGAUAAUUUAGAGAGGUUUACAAAAAAAGAUGAUGUUGCAAAACCGCAUCAUAGUUGCCACCUGCUUCUUUUGAAAGAAGAUGGAUUUCGCAUCCGCGUCCUCUUUACUGAAUAGUGUUAUUUGCGUUGAACUUCCCGUUUUACAACUUAGAAAACAUGAGGAUCAUUUUUACAAAAACGGAAGUAUUAGUCCGAAGUCAUAGAGUCGUACAAUGUAACUACUCAUAAAAGAGAGGUGUCAUAAUUAUGAACGUGUAAAAAGUUGGUUUAAAAAGCUUUCGCGUCUUGAAACCUUUAACUAUUGUUAUUGUUAUCAACUGAUAUUGGAUUGACAGAAAGAUGACUGUUGCACUCUUCUUAACAAGUAAAUAAUUAAUAAAUUCAAUAACACGUAUAAAAUGGGUCUUUUGAUCAUGAAUUAGUUGCUGACAAUACAAAGAUUCAAUGAUUUUAUGCACCGUCGGACCUAAAAAAUAUAACAAUGGUAGCGGUCUUUUGGUGUCUCACUCGCUUGUUCGUUCUCACUGCUGUUAUGGUAGUUUCAUUGGUAAUGUCCGAAUCGGACUUCUGCGCAAGUGUUUUUGAAACUCAAAUUGGUAAGUUAACGCCUAUAAUUAACUAAAAUUUCAAAACCAUCUUUAUGAUUCCCACACUUAUGUCCAGGAUCGAUCUUGUUAGCAACAAUUUGCUAGCAAAUUGCUUUCGCAGUUGUCGCAAAAGAAAUAAUUGAGAAAAAGUUAUGUAACAAAAUCACUUACAAAUAUCGCAAAAAUAACAAAUCCAGCAAGAAUCAAUACUUAGAAAAAAAAGAAAACAAGAAUGACCCCGAAAUGUCCGCACAUAUCGCGAAAGAAACAAGGAUUUUUCUUGCUCGCUGAAAACACCCGUGACAAGUAUCGCAAAUAUCGCAAAAAUAACAAAUCUAAAAAGAAUCAAGACUUGGAAACAGAAGAAGCCAAGAAGGACCCCGAAAUGUCCGCAAAUAUCGCGAAAAUCGCAAAAGUAACAAGGAUUUUUUUUGCUAGCUAAAAACACCCGUGACAAAUAUCGCAAAAAUAAGAAAUCUAACAAGAAUCAAGACUUGGAAACAGAAGAAGUCAAGAAGGGCUUUGCGAUGUCCGCAAAUUUUGCAAAAAUCGCAAAAGUAACAAGAAUUUUUCAUGCUAUGUGAAAAGACUGAGCAACAAAUAUGGCAAAAAUUGCAAGAAUAACAAAUUUCACAAAAUUCUACACUUGGAAAGAGGAAAGGUCAAGAAGGGCUUCGAGAUGUCCGCAAAUUUCGCAACGUUCUUGUCCAGUAAUUUUGUAAUGCUUUCCAUUUUCGCGAAAAUGAAAUCAUCAGUUACAAACGUGACACUAUUUAUAAUUACUGACAGUAGCAAAAUGCUAUAAUAUCAAUCUGUGUAUGCUUCGUUCUUCCAUCAACAUACAGCUAGCUAGGAUAGCAAGAAAAAUCCUUGUUACUUUUGCGACUUUUGCGAUAUUUGCGGACAUUUCGGGGCCCUUCUUAAUUUCUUCCUUUGCUAAGUCUAGAAUUUUGUUAAAUUUGUUAUUUUUGCGAUUUUUGCCAUAUUUGUCACGGGUGUUUUAAGCUAGCUAGAAAAAUCCUUGUUACUUUUGCGAUUUUUGCGAUAUUUGCGGACAUUUCGGGGCCCCUCUUGGCUUCUUUGCUUUUUAAGUCUCGAAUUUUGUUACAUUUGUUAUUUUUGCGAUUUUUGCGAUAUUUGUCAUGGUUGUUUUUAGCUCGCAAGAAAAAUCCUCGUUACUUUUGCGAUUUUUGCGAUAAUUGCAGAGUUUCGAGGCCCCUCUUGGCUUCUUUGCUUUCUAAGUAUGGAAUUUUGUUACAUUUGUUAUUUUUGCGAUAUUUGUCAUGGGUGUUUUUAGCUCGCAAGAAAAAUCGUUGUUACUUUUGCGAUUUUUGCAAUAAUUGCGGACAUUUCGGAGCCCUUCUUGGCUUCUUUGCUUUCUAAGUCUGGAAUUUUGUUACAUUUUUUAUUUUUGCGAUUUUUGCGAUAUUUGUCACGGGUGUUUUUAGCUUGCAAGAGAAAUCUUGGUUACUUUUGCGAUUUUUGCAAUAAUUGCGGACAUUUCGGGGCCCUUCUUGGCUUCUUUGCUUUCUAGGUCCGGAAUUUUGUUACGUUUGUUAUAUUCGCGAUAUUUGUCAUGGGUGUUUUUAGCUCGCAACAAAAAUCGUUGUUACGUUUGCGAUUUUUGCGAUAAUUGCGGAUAUUUCGGGGCCCUUCUUGGGUUCUUCUUUUUCUAGGCCUGGAGUUUUGUUAAAUUUGUUAUUUUUGCGAUUUUUGCAAUAUUUGUCAUCGGUGUUUUUAGCUCGCAAGAGAAAUCCUUGUUAUAUUUACGAUUUUUGGGAUAUUUGCGGACAUUUCGGGGCCCUUCUUGGUUUCUUCUUUUUCUAAGUCUAGAAUGUUGUUAAAUUUGUUAUUUUUGCGAUAUUUGCGAUAUUUGUCAUGGGUGUUUUUAGCUAGCAAGAAAAAUCCUCGUUAUAUUUGCGAUAUUUGCGGAUAUUUCGGGGCCCUUCUUGGGUUCUUCUUUUUCUAGGUCUGGAGUUUUGUUAAAUUUGUUAUUUUUGCGAUUUUUGCAAUAUUUAUCAUGGGUGUUUUUAGCUCGCAAGAAAAAUCCUUGUUAUAUUUGCGAUUUUUGGGAUAUUUGCGGACUUUUCGGGGCCCUUCUUGGUUUCUUCUUUUCCUAAGUCUAGAAUGUUGUUAAAUUUGUUAUUUUGCGAUUUUUGCGAUAUUUGUCACGGGUGUUUUUAGCUAGCAAGAAAAAUCCUUGUUAUAUUUGCGAUUUUUGGGAUAUUUGCGGACAUUUCGGGGCCCUUCUUGGUUUCUUCUUUUCCUAAGUCUAGAAUGUUGUUAAAUUUGUUAUUUUGCGAUUUUUGCGAUAUUUGUCACGGGUGUUUUUAGCUAGCAAGAAAAAUCCUUGUUAUAUUUGCGAUUUUUGCGAUACUUGCGGGCAUUUCGGGGUCCUUCUUGGCUUCUUUUUUUUCUAAGUCUUUAUUCUUGUUAGAUUUGUUAUUCUUGCGAUUUUUGCGAUAUUUGUCAUAGGUGUUUUUGGCUAGCAAGAAAAAUCCUUGUUAUAUUUGCGAUUUUUGCGAUAUUUGCGGACAUUUCGGAGUCCUUCUUGGCUUCUUUUUUUUCUAAGUCUUAAUUCUUGUUAGAUUUGUUAUUCUUGCGAUUUUUGCCAUAUUUGUUGGUGACUUUCUGACAAAAUUUUUUCCCAAUUAUUUCUUUUGCAACAAUUGCAGAAAACAUUUGCUAGCAAAUUUUUGCUAACAAGAUCGAUCCUGGACAUAUCUCGUUUUUAAGUCAAAUGGUUUUAAUGUUAAGACACGAGCUAGUAAAUCUGGCAUGAAUCAGACUGGCAAAAACACCUCUGUCCUUUGGGGUAACGAUAGAAAAAGAAGUCAAUCUCAGGGAGUGUUUUGUCCGAUACCAGACAUCGGCUGAGAUUAGUAAGCUGAAAUAACGAGACACAUCCUCAGCACUCACUGAAGAAUUCAAAAGGAAAGUUGACCGUACUACCGGGAGGUGGCUGUAAGGCGGGGUUCCACUGUAUUAAGUUAUAAUUUUAGCCGGGCAUUGAACAAAAAUCGUCAAAUUGAUUACGGUAAACUUAUUAGUUCCUUGAGACUUUUUUUCAUUUUUCUCAUCGAUUUGUUGAACAUUUUCAGACCAUGUUUUAGUUGGUAAUGUUAUUAACACGUCCGUUGUUGCUGAGGCUAUUGAAUGUCACCAAAAAUGCCUCAGAAAUACCAGCUGCAAGUCGUUUAAUGUUCAUCCUGGUGCAGAUGUUACUAAACACGCGUACGUUUGUGAGCUAAACAACAAAACACGGAAGAUAAAGCCGGAUGAUUUUAUAAAGAAGAACGGGUCUGCUUAUUAUGGCUCAGUGAAGGUUAGUAAAAGUUAAAUCAAAUGAACGAUGUGAAAUUAAACCAGAGAGUUUUUUAAAUUCCAAAGUAUGAUGCUAUACCCUUUUUUAUUGGAAAUAGGGGUAAUUGAAACAACACCGCUUGGUUUCUAUUGUUCACAAUAUAAAGUCCACCCGCCUUCAGAGGUAUGAUAUCAUCAUUAAAUUAUGUUUUCGUCCUGUUUGUGCAACGCAGGUGUCCUGUGUUCCUGUUUCUAACGAUAAAAAUAAACCAACUAACAGCGGUCAGUGUCACCCUGGAUACGAAGGAAAACGAUGCGAGAGGAGUGAGUUAUGCUUCGUUAUUAUUAAUAGCGGAGCUCCACGCGCGUGCGAGGAGUUCCAUACCUAAGAAAAUUUGGUUAUAUAUCCAUCCGAUAAAAAAUCACGUUAUCAUACGUGCAGCAGUAGCAGGCGCAAGAAAGAAGGGCGCUCGAGCGUUCUUUCUUGCGCCUGCUACGCAGGCUAAAGUACGUCCGCCCAUCCGUCCGCACGACAGGGAAACCAAUGUGAAAUGUCAAACGUUCUAGCCGUGUGGGAGCCUGUAACCUGUGUUUAACUUGAUAAUCGACAUCCAUGUUAUGACCAUUUCUUAGCUCUUAAUUGAUCGCAGAAUCAUUUUGUGUUUUUCAGUCAUGGUUCUCCCCUAAAGUUAAAGUAUAGAUUUGUGGAUUUCUUUGUAAUGUUUCAAGUCCAUUGUCUGAAGUAAAUUUAAAAUGUAUAAACGGGAGCUUCACUUUUAGCUCUUGGCUAAUUCUAUGUAUUAUUUUCACUGGAAAGCAAUGGUGAAACUGAUUUUACGUAAAACUGUUCUAGCCUAAAAGAGAUCGCAGAAAAAUCGUUCUCCCAAUCACAUGCUGUGUCAGUGAUGUGUUUUGUGCACAUCAUUCAGUGCAUGGGUUUUCCAUAUUUCCCGCCUUUCUUGAUUGUAGCUCCCUUACUUAGCUCAUUUAAGACAGCGAGUAUAACUUUGCCUUGAUAGAAAGAGCAUUUUUUUUCUCAAAACAUGAUCAACAGUUUGGAAAUAGUAAAAAUAGGUUUGUAAAUCUCAGUGUCACGUGAGAAGAUUACGGAAGUCUGCCCAACAAUAUAGAGGAAAAUGUGGAAAAACUAAUACAAACACCACUUCCAAAAAAAUUACUUACUUUAAGAGUCUUUCUCUGUUUUUUGUUGCUCAUUGCGGCCAGUUUCAGUUACAAAUUGCUACUGUUUUUCAAUUGAAUAAAAUACUUUCUUAUCCUUUCCCCUUAAUUAUUGACUAUUUUCGCAUCUCCCAUAGUGCACUUUGUUUUCCCCCCAAAUUUGAUAUAAGUUUUUGUUUUCAUAUGCCUUAGGGAAUAUGCAGUUCCCCAGAAGCAUUUGAAAACAAUAAUAUACAAAAUUUAAGGGUUAAACAGAGGCUAUUCUGGGAUAACGAGACAAAUAAUUCAAGAAGGUAGUAGAGGAAUUUUUUUAACAAUGACACUGGAGGAGACGAGCAAACUUGUCAAACAAAGGAUGUCAAACUUAGUGAGUUUAUUAAUCGGUGAAAAAACUUUAAAAGUGUGAAAUGUAUAGCAGCGAAAUUUAGUAGUUUAGUUUAAUGUAAAGAGUAAAUUGAAAGAUUAAACUGGCACGAAGAAUGUCUCAAUGUGUCUGUAAUUAAGCAAAUACGAAGCAGAUGGUGCUUUGUGCCGAAUUCACAAAGGAAUUAGUGCUUGUCAGUAAUCGAAAAAGCGAGCUUUGUUCUCUACUGUCGAACCUCCCGUAAGCGACCGCCCAAAAUGCGAUGAUUUAGUGGUCGCUUACAAGUAUCGAUCCACAGAAAAAAGGUCCCGACAAAUAUUAUUUUAGGCGCAGAGAUUAGUGCAUACAAUUUCUGAGUUGUUGUAGUAACAUGUUGUCACUGAAAGUUCUUCGUGUGUUCUACACACCGUUCGCAAAGUGGUCGCUAAUUACAAGAGGUUAAAAGCAAUGGCACACCCGGAAUAAAACUGUCAGGCUACUAAACCGGUCGCGGUGGGGCUUAUGAGAGGUGGUCGUUUAAAAAAGGUUCUAAUAUCAGAGCUUUGACUGGAAAAAAAAUUGGUGUUUUGAAUUCGUGGUCACUCGCUUAUGGAGAGCGGUUCGGUUGUAAUUCCUUUAAUAAUUUUUUGUCUUUUCUUUUCCUUUGCACGUCUGAAACAUUUAAGCACAUUUUGCAGAGAAUAUUACUUGAGUGUGAAAAUGUAUUGUUUUCUUUAGUUGUAAUCAACCAGCCUGCUCCAAGUCCAAGGCCUUUUAGGUCUUGUAAGGACAUCCGGGACGCUGGGUACGCCAAGGGAGACGGGAGGUAUAUAAUCGAUCCUGAGAAUAAUGGAAAUCCUAUGAAGGUUUAUUGUGACAUGAGGACUGACGGAGGUAAGAUUUGCCACAUUCUUUUAAAAAUCCAAUUUUCAGCAUAAAACAACCCAAUCUGGCCAUCUAAUGUAAAAUCAGGUGAAAAAAACGGCAAAAGGCGAUUUUUAGGGUUUUUGAUUAAAAAUGUCAUUUUUUCGUAUCACCACGAACAUCAUCGGGACCGACACGAGAGUAGAUUAACAAUCCACUGCGCAAGACUAUUCACAGUGUAUUCAAGCGUGAAUAAAUGGAAUAAAAUUGCUGUAACAAUGAAGAAACUUGGGUAAAUUAGGUGUAGUAGAGUAGCUAAAAUCUUUAUAUAGGAUGAUAGUAGAUAGACUUGUUUUCAAUGAAAUGAUAGGCCAGCUUUUUGUAAUGGUUUAGGGUAUUUAAAUAAUCGACAACAAAUUGAAUAGAAAGGGCAUAGAAACACCUUAGGGAUACGGAUACAAGAAAAUACCUUUACACCAUCUGGGUGUAUUGGAAAAAAACAAAGAAAAUUCUUAAAUUCGAAGGUAAUAAGUUGUAGAAAUAAAACUCUUUAAGACAUUGUUUAUCUUCCUGAUUUUAGGAGGCUGGCUUCUUGUUUCCAACAUCACGAUGGAAAGCUCAACUCCUCCCUCUCAGCUGCCAGUCAAGACUUCAUACCGUGGAAUAACCAGUGAUCAGAUGGUUCUCACAAAAACCGCCAUGAAUGAGCUGAGAACAAACUUGUCUUUCACCCAACUGAGAUUCCACUGCAGUAAAAACAAUGGACGUACGUUCCACGUGACCACUGUUGCUAACAGUACCGGUGAAGCCGUAGUCCAGUACUUCAGCGGUCAGACGGAUGUCCAGCCCGCCUCAUGCGGCUCUUACGUCAGAAUGGAAAAAGACAACUCAUAUUUGGCUGGAGGUUGUAAAAGGUGGCAAAACAGUGGAAGAUGGGGAGAUGGUGCUAAUGAGGACAGAUUAUAUAAUCAUGCUGCUUAUGUUCCUUUUUUGUAUCACUGGAUAUCUGGUCCAAGUAGAUGGGAAUGCGAUGAUUAUUCGGUAGGAGUAACUGCCGGUGAUUUCUGGAAAAUUUAUGUUCGGUAGACGAUUGGCACAUUAAAUGUAAUCACAGGAGAACCUGGCAACUCGAGCCAGGCAAGAAAAUAUAAAUAACCUUCUGUUACAGAUUACACUUAUUAUUGGUUAUCCUCUCUGCUUUAGCUUAUUUCUUUGCGAGAUGAGCAUUUUCAUCAAGGUCUACCGUUGUCCUUGAGAUGUAGAGGAAAACUAAAGAAGUUUAUGUUCUGCGCUAGACCCUUAGAAAAGCUGAUUACAGCUGACAAGUUUGUCUGUUUGUUUCUUUUUCUACGUCAUAGGUAGCUUAUUUCCACAACCUUUAAGUAAGUCCUUUUGAAGUAAUUAAUUUGUUAAUAUAAUUAAUUAAGUGAGUGAGUGAGUUAAAGCAAACACGACGGUGAAUGUGAUUGGAACGUCCGCCAAAAGCAGUACUCAAU
Messenger RNA from Porites lobata, 13561 nucleotides. Lineage: Eukaryota; Metazoa; Cnidaria; Anthozoa; Scleractinia; Poritidae. The record is from the annotation of a GenBank genome assembly.